Molecule: messenger RNA, 960 nt
Organism: Batrachochytrium dendrobatidis JAM81
Lineage: Eukaryota; Fungi; Chytridiomycota; Chytridiomycetes; Rhizophydiales
Exons: 6
Coding region: 1-960 (319 amino acids)
Biological process (GO): DNA double-strand break processing; DNA recombination; mismatch repair
Cellular component (GO): nucleus
Molecular function (GO): DNA binding; 5'-3' DNA exonuclease activity; 5'-flap endonuclease activity
Source: RefSeq, a predicted model, not a curated record
AUGGGAAUAAGCGGCCUGCUUCCCUUACUCAAGGACAUUCACCGCUCUGUUCACCUUAGCAACUACAGUGGACAGGCUGUUGGAGUGGACGCGUAUGUCUGGCUGCACAAAGGCGCAUUUGCUUGUGCAUCUGAAUUGUGCCAGAACAUUCCUACUACAAAAUAUAUCACCUACUGCCUUAACAAAGUGCGACAACUUCAGAAUCACAACAUAUGGCCAAUCAUCGUGUUUGAUGGAGACCGGCUUCCAAUAAAAAUGCGUACUGAAAACGAUCGACACAAACGACGAGAGAUUUCGAGAGCCAAGGGAUUCGAGUAUUUGCGUGCAGGACAACGAGACAAAGCACAGGACUGCUUUCAAACGUGUGUGGAUGUCACUCCUCGCAUGGCACACGAACUUAUCAAGGAACUCCGAGCAAAUAAUAUCGAAUACAUUGUUGCACCCUACGAGGCAGAUGCACAAUUAACCUAUCUCAACAAAAUUGGAGAUAUAUCGGCAAUUAUUACUGAAGAUUCAGACCUGCUUGUGUUUGGGUGCUCCAAGGUAAUACUCAAACUAGAUCAUCAAGGAAAUGGGAUAGAGAUUCGGCAGGAAGAUAUUGCAAAUAUUAAAGAAAUGCGUUUUUGGUCGAGCGAUAAAUUCCGGCACAUGUGCAUCUUAUCUGGAUGUGAUUACUUGGAGUCUCCACAGGGAAUUGGCAUUAAGAAAUCCAUCAAAUUAUUGGCAAAAUGCGAAGCUGCCACUGUAAGUGAUGAUGCUAUGUACAAGAUUUACUCGACAUCAACGACUGCCAAUUCGCCCAAAUUACCACCCAAUUACUAUAGCCGGUUCAUGUUGGCGGAUUUUGCUUUUCAGCAUCAGCGCGUAUAUGAUCCACAGCAAGGAAUACUUGUGCCACUUACACCUUUCCCACCAGAUCUGGAAUUAACCGAAGAGCUGUCUAUGAUAAUUGGCCCGUAA